UAAUUCCAUACGGGGGGAAGUCUCGCGAUUGUUGGCGUUAUUAGAGAGAGUUGGUGAAGAUGGCGCCUGUUGUGACAGGGAAAUUUGGGGAGCUCCCUCAGCCAAAGCGUUUAACAAGGGAGGCAAUGCGCAACUACUUGAAGGAGAGAGGAGAUCAGACAGUACUCAUACUGCAUGCAAAAGUUGCACAGAAAUCGUACGGCAAUGAAAAAAGAUUCUUCUGUCCUCCACCAUGUGUUUACCUGAUGGGUUGUGGCUGGAAGAAAAAGAAGGAGCAGAUGGAGAGAGAGGGCUGCUCGGAGCAGGAUUCUCAGCCUUGUGCCUUUAUCGGCAUUGGAAACAGUGAACAAGAAAUGCAGCAGCUCAACUUGGAGGGCAAGAAUUUUUGCACAGCAAAAACAUUAUACAUUUCUGACUCGGACAAACGGAAGCACUUCAUGCUGUCAGUGAAAAUGUUCUACGGGAAUAGCGCGGAUAUCGGUGUCUUCCUCAGCAAACGAAUCAAGGUCAUCUCCAAACCUUCCAAAAAGAAACAGUCACUGAAGAAUGCAGACCUGUGCAUAGCUUCUGGGACGAAGGUGGCUCUUUUUAACCGCUUGCGGUCCCAGACUGUCAGUACGCGGUACCUUCAUGUGGAAGGGGGAAACUUCCAUGCUAGUUCACAACAGUGGGGAGCCUUCUUUAUUCAUCUAUUGGAUGAUGAGGAAUCAGAGGGUGAAGAGUUUACAGUCAGGGAUGGUUAUAUCCAUUACGGUCAGACGGUGAAGCUGGUGUGCUCUGUGACAGGCAUGGCUCUACCCCGACUGGUCAUCCGUAAAGUGGACAAGCAGACAGCGCUAAUGGACGCUGAUGAUCCUGUGUCCCAACUACAUAAAUGUGCCUUCUACCUUAAAGAUACAGAGAGGAUGUAUCUCUGCCUGUCACAAGAGAGGAUAAUUCAGUUCCAGGCCACACCCUGUCCCAAAGAAACAAACAAAGAAAUGGUCAAUGAUGGGGCGUCAUGGACAAUCAUCAGCACAGACAAAGCAGAGUACACUUUCUAUGAGGGGAUGGGCCCUGUACUCUCACCUGUCACACCCGUGCCUGUUGUUGAAAGUUUACAGCUGAAUGGAGGAGGAGAUGUUGCCAUGCUGGAACUGACGGGACAGAACUUCACGCCUAACCUAAGAGUCUGGUUUGGAGAUGUAGAGGCAGACACAAUGUACAGGUGUGGCGAAAGUGUGCUCUGCGUGGUUCCUGACAUCUCUGCAUUCCGUGAGGGGUGGCGUUGGGUUCGGCAGCCAGUGCAGGUUCCUGUGACUUUGGUCCGUAAUGAUGGCAUCAUCUACUCCACAGCCUUGACUUUUACCUACACGCCAGAGCCGGGACCACGUCCUCACUGCGGCGCCGCGGGAGCCAUACUGCGGGCCAACAGCAACUCCUCCACCUCACCAUCUUCCUCAUCCUCCAGCCUACUGCUGCAGUCAGCCGUCGACAGCCAGGCAGGAUACGCAGCAACGGGGAGCGUGUCUUCAUCUUCCUCUUCCUCAGCUAUGUCUGUCUCCUAACCUGGGAAUCUCAGUGUGUGUUUGCAUGUGUGAGUAUGUGAGCCUUUGUGAGAGAUGGUGAUCUGUCCACUCGUAGACUCUCCUGCAUAGAUUCAUGGGAUACAGAUCACAAAAAAGGAUAAUGGUGCCACAGAGAGAGAAGAAAAGAGAGACAAGACUUCACAAAAAGACUGGACAGAACAAAUGAAGAUGUCUCUUUUCUACUCUCUCUCUAUCUCUCUUUGUUGCAGUUCUUUUUUAGUCUGUUCACUCACUUCGGGGGAAGUGGCAAAAGAAGUGAUGUGUGCCGUGGAUCAAGAUGCCACAGGAUCGCUGCGUUAGCCUCACAUAAAAACAAUCCAAAAACAACAACGAAAAACACUUUCUUUUCAAAACAAAGCCUUUUCUUAGUAAGUGCAAGCUGGAAGUGGCUUUGAGUGAUUUUGUUUUCUACUAAAGGGCUUAAUGCACUGUUUCGCCAGGCUUGGAAGAAAAGUUAUCAUAGUAAUAUAGUUUUUACGGACCAAGGAAUAUUAUUAUUAUUAUUAUUUUUAUUGAUAUAUAAUUUUAUAAGCUUUAGCUAAGGUACAUUUUUCACCUUUUUCAGUUUUAUAACAUAUAGUAAACUUUUGUUACCAAAUAGUUUUGUAUAUUUCUUGUGAGCGUUUGGGCUCAGAAGGAAAAGGUUCAUGCAUUUUAAAAGCCUGAACUUAUAGCUGCCUUUACUCGUCUUGGCAAAUGCCUUAAGUCAUCUGGAGUGUUCACCAGACCCAUUCUGUUUUGUAAUAAUAUUUUAUGUCAUGUAUAUUGGUCUUUUUCCCAUUCUUUUUUUUUUCGCCACUAAACAAAGAUGUAAUAUUGAUGCCAUUUUUGUGUAUUUGGGAGAAGGUGGCUCUUUUUUUUUCAUAUGAAGUCUUUAACACAAAAGCUUUAACUGACUUUAAAAUAAUAUCGUACUUCUCACAUAAGCGUAGCCAUUGAUCUGGCCCUUUUUCAUUGGCUAUAGAUGUUCAAGCUGCCAACACAAUGCUAACCUAUAAAAAUCCCACACCUAAUGGCUUCCAUUUAGUUUAACAUAAACGCACAAAAAUCGUUUUAAUGGGUCAGCGAUUUCUAAUUAAUUGGUCGACUCAAAUCCUUUGGUAGGGAAGGACUCGUUUGCAUAUCAUUCACGCUUUCAGUGUCACGAUUACUGUUAGUAUCAGACUAAAAUCAGCAUGUAGAAAAACUGGUGCUUUGUUGUCAUGUGAUUAAACCAUAUAGAGAAGCAAUUGUUGGGAUUCUGUAAGUACAGUCAUGUUACAAGAAGCUUGAAUGAAUAAAAGUUUGUAUUCUCUCAUUGAUACCAGAUAGGGAUGUCCAAGAUUACUCAUUUUCAGAAUCAACCUAUUUAGGGCCAGAUUUACAAACUCUCUUUUGGUGUUAAAAAACGACUGUCAGGAUUUACUAAAGACCGUGAAAAAUUUAUGAAAAGGUUGGAAAAUUGAUGCUUGUGGUAGAUUGCGUUGGUCAUUGGAAAUGAUGUAAAUUUGCACAUUACCCACAAAACUUUUCACUCCUGUCAGCACUUUUGUGGUAAAAUGGUCUUGCGCUAAUUUACCCUAGUAAAUCUGGCCCUUGAAGGGUUUUCUGACACGCUCGCCGACUAAUCAGUUUUAUAGUUCAUUUUUACCUAAACAUGGCAUCACUUAUACUUGGAUACUCAAAUGGAUGUAUGAAUGUGUAUGGUUGUACUAAAAAUCUAGUCAACCUCACUAACUGACUAUCUUGUUUUUGGACCCAUCCCUGCAUGUAUUCAAAUAGAUUAUCUGUGUCAAGCUGAAUGGAAAGAACCUGAAAAAGCACUUGUUAUCACACAUGCUGGGUGAAGAUCUUUGGUUUGUAGAUUACAGAAAAUGGAAUCUUAUCCUGCCUUUCUUAUAUUUUGACUGCAGAAGUGGCAUCACUGCUACGUAAAAAUGUGCCCUUUUCAAUUGAUGUCACAUGCAACUUUUUUUUAAAUCAAAUGUUUAGUAACAAAUGUUAACUUCUGUAACAGCUGUAGUCUAAAGCAGACUAAAAAUGAGGCCUUACACCACUACUGCUUAAUAACAGGAUCUGUUGAUAAAAUAUUACACUACAAAUUAUGUCCUUUUGUGGAAAGGGCAUGAUUGUUCGUUUAUACCUUUUUAGCAGUAUAAUACACAGAGCAAACUGUCAUCUCAAUUCUGCUCUUUCUAGGCAUCUUAGUUUCUUUUGACGUACUUUUCCCGCCCCACACAACUCUGUAUGCAUCAUCUGAUCAGACAGAAAGAGACACUUGUGAAAUAGUGUGCUCUGGAAUUUGCUGUUACUCAGUAUGGACUGCAUUUUGUUACUGUUUGGGAAUAUAUAGGAACGGCAGAAGUAGUUCCUCAGUGGUUUUGGUUCUUUUAAUUGAUCCCUUCCUACCAUGGCUAAUAUUUAUAUAGGAGUCUAAAUGUUACAUUGAUUAUUUUAUAUAACAUUGUAUUACAUUUAAUGGUUUGUUAAUAUUUCAAAAUAUUUCUUCCAUGAUUGAGGGAAAGUUACUAUGAAACUUGUUUUGUAUAUCAUUCUUUUUAAGUAGUAAGGCCAUGUUUGGUCUGCAUUUGAAAUUGUUGCUUUAGAAGAAAUAAAAGCCAAAACCCAGUAAUUCUUGCAAAGCCAUUAGUAUCUACUGUGAGCAAUUCCUCAAUCAGGGAAGAAUAUUAAAGCAUACCCUGUGCAAGUGCCGAAAUGCAAACCGCCAAAUCGAAAGGUCAAAUUGGGAAGGUCAUGCCCAACUUUUGUUUUCAGUGUUAUUUUCCUCUUGUAUCCAGUUGUCUUCCAGAUUAACCAUGUUGAGUUUUAUCAUUUCUGUCUAUCACAUAAAAGUUUGCCUGUCACCUGUGCCACUGUGCUUACAUUGAACAGAAAGUAGUGUGUUAGAUCACGGUUAUCUUCAUCAGUUUUGUCUGUAGAAAAAAAAAAAAAAAAUGAUGAGAAUUGGUGUCUUUUUUCUCAGCCAUUUCAAUGGAUUGAUUUACAUUUUGGAAGUUACCAGCCUUUGCCAAAUGGCUAUCAGCUGUUCUGGUUUUGAGUGCAUGCUCUAGCAGAUUUGUACUGUAUUGUUGCUGUCUAACUCCUAAAGGGCCAGUGUAUCUAUUGCGUUUGGAAUGGAUCACUAAACACUGUAAUAGAUUAAAAAAAGUGUCAGAUUGUU
Molecule: messenger RNA, 4728 nt
Organism: Carassius gibelio (silver crucian carp)
Lineage: Eukaryota; Metazoa; Chordata; Actinopteri; Cypriniformes; Cyprinidae
Gene: rbpja
Product: recombination signal binding protein for immunoglobulin kappa J region a
Exons: 11
Coding region: 60-1547 (495 amino acids)
Biological process (GO): regulation of transcription by RNA polymerase II; Notch signaling pathway
Cellular component (GO): MAML1-RBP-Jkappa- ICN1 complex; nucleus
Molecular function (GO): RNA polymerase II cis-regulatory region sequence-specific DNA binding; DNA-binding transcription activator activity, RNA polymerase II-specific
Source: RefSeq, a predicted model, not a curated record